AUGUGCUAUUUCUUGGAUUUUUUCCCAGUUUCCUUAUACACUUUCGACAAGACCAAGCAGUGCAUCGGCACCAUGACCAUCGAGAUCGACUUCCUGCAGAAGAAGAACAUUGACUCCAACCCCUACGACACAGAUAAGAUGGCUGCAGAGUUCAUCCAGCAGUUCAACAGCCAGGCCUUCUCCGUGGGCCAGCAGCUGGUGUUCAGCUUUAAUGACAAGCUUUUUGGGCUGUUGGUGAAGGACAUGGAAGCCAUGGACCCCAGCAUUCUCAAAGGGGAGUCUGGAGCAAGCAAAAAGCAGAAGGUGGGCUGCCAGGAACUCCUGUCCAUUCCUUGGGGACUACAGAGCUGCAAGUCCUGACCAGGUCCUGCUACC
This is a messenger RNA of Cyanistes caeruleus (blue tit), 375 nucleotides long. NCBI's taxonomy places the organism in Eukaryota, Metazoa, Chordata, Aves, Passeriformes, Paridae. The record is from RefSeq and is a predicted model, not a curated record.